Molecule: messenger RNA, 4259 nt
Organism: Fundulus heteroclitus (mummichog)
Lineage: Eukaryota; Metazoa; Chordata; Actinopteri; Cyprinodontiformes; Fundulidae
Gene: kcna1b
Product: potassium voltage-gated channel, shaker-related subfamily, member 1b
Exons: 2
Coding region: 985-2475 (496 amino acids)
Biological process (GO): potassium ion transmembrane transport; protein homooligomerization
Cellular component (GO): membrane; voltage-gated potassium channel complex; dendrite
Molecular function (GO): delayed rectifier potassium channel activity; protein binding
Source: RefSeq, a predicted model, not a curated record
GACACACUCCUGGGUCAGAACUGAAGCCCAGUUGGCAGGUUCUCCAUGUCAGAUCUGGACUGUUUGACAGCUGCAGGAGAGUCACGUUGUGCACCGAGCGCCCCUCGGUGUUUUCCUCACCGGGCUCCCAGCAGGAGAACUUUCCCCGACAGGAGUCGUGCGGCUGUUUCUGCUGACAUCUAGCCGCUACUGUAGCUCUCUCUCUGUGUGCUGUACAGUGUGUCUGCAUUGCGUCGAAUCCUCACCCCCUCCUCCUCCUGUUUUCUCUCGCUCCCUCCUUCCCUGCUCCACUCACUUCUCUUUCCUCUCCUCAUGAAAUCCUGCAAUAUGCUCCCAAAUUAACGGACACAUAUCGAGUCUCUGCAGCGGGAUCCUCUGCCUCGUUUUCCCUCCUCUCCUCCUUUCCUUCAUCUGAUUUUUUUUAAGCCCUUUUCUCUUGAUGCAGCAAAGUCCGGUCCUUCCCGUCAGAAUGUGAGCUUCAUCCAGCUCAUUAUUCCUCCUCUCCCUCCUCCUCCUCCUUGUUUUCCAGUAUGAUUUUAAGAAAUAGCCAGUCGAGAUUUUUGCUGCUGCAUUCAGAGCCAUCAGAAACCUCCUCCUCUUCCUCCUCCUCCUCCUCCUCCUGCGGGCUUUACCGACUGACGCUGAAAACCAACACCAAGAGGAUACGGAUGUUGACCAAGACAACAUAGUCUAUUAAUAUUUCAGAGACACUGUAAAGAGAUAUCUGCUGGUAUUAAAGCCAGAGUUGAGGUGGGCGGCUGGAGAGGACGACCAGUUCCAUCUGCUGCUCUCCAACUCAGGUGUCAGGAGAGGCACUGCUGAGGGAACGUUCAGUUCAGAGACGAUGGAGACAGUGAAGAUGAUGAUGGUGAUAGGGAGGGAGGCUCUGCACAUCUCCUGGCAUCUGUAGGAGCCUCUCCACUCCAACCUGCUCCCACCACCUACGCACCGCUUCCCCUUCCUGCCCACCACCCACCAGGAAGGAUGACUGUGGUGUCCACAGAAAACAUGGACGAUACCUCCACCCUGCCGGGCCACCCACAGGACCCCUACCCGCUCGACGACGACCACAAUGAUCACGACUGCUGUGAGCGGGUGGUCAUCAACAUCUCUGGGCUGCGCUUUGAGACCCAGCUGAAGACCCUCGCCCAGUUCCCUGACACGCUGCUCGGGAACCCGAAGAAGAGGAUGCGCUACUUUGACCCUUUAAGAAACGAGUAUUUCUUUGAUCGGAACCGCCCAAGUUUUGAUGCCAUCUUGUAUUAUUACCAGUCCGGAGGACGGUUGCGGAGGCCAGUAAAUGUCCCACUGGACAUGUUCUCAGAGGAGAUAAAGUUUUACGAACUUGGUGCAGAGGCUAUGGAGAAGUUUAGGGAGGACGAGGGAUUUAUUCGAGAAGAGGAGCGGCCUUUGCCAGAGAAGGAGUUCCAGCGGCAGAUUUGGCUCCUCUUUGAGCAUCCAGAGAGCUCGGGGCCAGCCCGGGGGAUUGCCAUUGUCUCAGUGAUGGUCAUUCUUAUUUCAAUAGUCAUAUUUUGUUUGGAGACUUUACCGGAGCUAAAGGAGGACCCCAAUGACCGCAUACACCAGGUGGGCAACACCACCAUGUUUUACAAAGCAAACAUCCUGACAGAUCCCUUCUUUUUGGUGGAGACACUCUGCAUCAUCUGGUUUUCCUUUGAACUAAUAGUCCGCUUCUUUGCUUGCCCAAGCAAAGCAGCAUUCUUUAAGAACAUGAUGAACACUAUUGAUAUUGUGGCUAUAAUCCCGUACUUCAUCACUCUUGGCACAGAGCUAGCUGACGACCAAGGCAACAGGGAGGGAAGGGGAGGAGGUGAACAGGCCACAUCUUUAGCCAUUCUCAGGGUGAUCCGUCUGGUGAGGGUAUUCAGGAUAUUUAAACUAUCCCGACACUCCAAAGGGCUCCAGAUUCUGGGGCAAACUCUCAAGGCAAGCAUGAGGGAGCUGGGGUUGCUCAUUUUCUUCCUCUUCAUUGGUGUGAUUUUAUUUUCCAGUGCUGUUUACUUUGCUGAAGCUGAGGAAAAGGAGUCAUUCUUCACCAGCAUCCCGGAUGCUUUCUGGUGGGCUGUGGUGUCUAUGACCACCGUUGGCUAUGGGGACAUGUAUCCUGUGACCAUCGGAGGGAAAAUUGUUGGAUCGCUUUGCGCCAUAGCUGGGGUGUUGACCAUCGCACUGCCCGUACCAGUCAUCGUGUCCAACUUCAACUACUUCUACCACCGGGAGACAGAGGGUGAGGAGCAAGCUCAGCUGCUCAACAUCAGCAACCAGAACUUGGCAUCAGAAACCAACUCAAGCCGCCGCACUUCUUCUGUGGUCAGCAAGUCAGAGUACAUGGAGAUAGAUGAGGACUUGAACAACAGCAUUGAUAACUUUAGGGAAGCAAACCUUAGAACUGCCAACUGCACUGCCCCCAGCCAGAACUGUGUGAACAGGGGGAAGCUGCUCACCGAUGUGUGAGGCAGCACCUGACACACUGCUGUACAUAUUGUAGAAAUAUCUGGAUGCUUUAACUCUAUAGGUGCAUUUUACUCUCUUUUUUUAAACAUUAUUCUUUCAAAACAGACUUUAAUACACUCAUAGUGAAGCGAUACCAAGCAGAUCGUGGCACAAAGUUAGGUUAAAUAUUUGUAUCCAUUCCAAAAAUUUUUUUAUAAGUUUCACUGCCAGUUUUACUUAUCAUAUUUAAUCACUUUGGACCAGGUGUCUUUAUCCCGGACAAGCCCCCAAUAGUAUUACCUGGCUUCAAGAGUUUAAAACUCAGUUUUCUACUUUAAACAAAUGUCAGAUGUAUGUUACAAAAUAUAAGGGGUUACUCCAUCAAUUUAACAUUUUUGAUCUGUUUGACUCAUUAUUGUUAAGUAUACCAGACAAUACCCAAUCAUGUUUUUGAAAAUCAAUAAUUAAUGUUCUCCAAUCAGCACCAUAAAAUAAAAGGGGUUACACUACUCAUUUUAGAUGUUAAGCUCAACUAUCCUGGUCCAGAGGAAUGUUGUUGUAUUUUUCUCCCCUUCAAACCAGCCCCUAAUGAUGUCAUGUCCUGGGCCCUCUACAAAACCCUACUGUAGUUUUCAUAUUCCAACACAUUGUUAUAAUGAAUUGUCAGAAUUACAGGGGUUAUUCCAGGAUAAAAUAAGACAGAGACAAGAUUUGGCAUCUUGGAGAAAACUACAAAUAGAUACUAUAAUGUCAAUAUUUUGGAAAGUUAUUGUUUUAAUAUUCUACCAUAUGAACUCUGGUAUAUCUUAUACAAUUAAGGAGGUGCCACUGCUUACUUCAGACUCCAAAUUGUAUUCCUUUUAGCCAUUAGGACAUCUUGUAAUUGCUAAAUGUCUUACUUUGUCGUCAUUUUGUAUCCUUGACGAGCCUCAAUCAUUUACAAGGCACUGCAGUAUAGUCAUGAACUGACAGAUUGAUUUUCUUAAAGAGGUUGGUUAAAAUUUUUAACAACCUCAGAGAUGUGCAUUAGGUUUAAAAAGGCUUUGAAUUUGAACGGUGGACAAGGCCCAAAUAAUUUUAAGCUGACCUCAAUACUGUAAAAAAAUGUAUUUAAUAUUGAAUUUAAACAUCACAUGCACUUCAUACAAUUAAGCAAGUUUGCAAUGUCAAUGUUUGACAUCAAGCUUUAUUCCUUUUUGUCUCAAGGCAUGUUUCACAUCCUAGAGGUCCUAUUUUUGUAUACCGAACAAACUGCCAACAACUUUAUAACCCAGUUCCAGGAGUGUUUGACAUUUACUGAGUUUUCUAAGUGUAACCCAUGCAUUGUCAGACAGCAGUCUGAAAAUGUUGUUACUUAUUGAUUUACAUUUUACCUUUAAUAUGUCAAAUGUUUUUACACUAUCAGUCUUAGACAUCCAGCUAUUUAGUUUUGGUGCAGAGGCAUGUUUAAAGUACAAGGAGAAUUGUAGAAAAGACCCCAAUGAUGUUAAAACCCCAUCUGAAGAGCUUCAAAUUUGCUUUAGAAAUAUAAAAACAUAUCUCAAACUUGGGAAAUGCAAAAUGGAAACAUUAUGAACAAAAUUAUGAACAAAUACCCACCACUUUGCAGGCAUUACUUAUAAUCCACAUCCUGAGAGCCCAUCUGCCAAUCAAAAGCCAUACUGCUCUCUGCCAUGGCUUAAAAACAUGUUUUAAUAUGAUAAAAAAAAUAUAUAUAUUACAAAUAGGUGCAUGUUUUAAAGAUAGAGGAGCAUGAUUCAGUUGCUCGCUGGGAAAUAUAACGUUCUUGUGACAUUCCCAUUAAU